GGAAGUUUCGAUUCCCGUGUAACACGGCGUAACAGGACUGAUUUCAAAUGACUGAUCUUGAAAUGAAAUAAUUGAAACAUUAUUAAUGGAGGUCUAAAGUCUACCGGUAUAACUAUGACACAAUAUAAUAAAUGUUGAGGAAAUAUUGUUUAGAAGAAAAAUAUUGGUUACCAGAAAACAAAAAAUCAAAAUAAGAAUAAAAAGUGAAAAAGAAAAGUGCUAUGAAAAUGAAGUGGACGACAAUUUGUUGUAUUUUGUGUGUAUUUGGCUGCUUCAAAGAGUUCAGACCUUCAGAGUCUUUCGUAACUGAUUACUUAGUAGGGCCAUGGAAAAAUUUUACAGAUGUUCAAGUGAAUCAAGAAAUAUUUCCUAUUUCCACGUACUCGUAUUUCGCAACGUUAGUCAUUAUAUUUUUAAUAACGGAUUUUGUGCGAUACAAACCUAUCAUCGUACUAUGCGGCAUUUCUGGAGUUGUCACAUUUCUGCUGCUAGUGCUUGGAAAAGAUGUCCUGACUAUGCAGAUAUUAGAAUUCACUUACGGCUUGUUCUUUUCUACAGAGGUGGCUUAUUACACGUAUAUAUAUGCGAAAGUUGACAGAAAGCAUUAUGAGGAAGUAACUGGUUAUACAAAAGCAGCGUGCUUGUUCGGCCGCUGUAUGGCUGGUAUUGUCGCACAAUUAACUGUAUCUUUCGAUAUACUGAAUUAUCAUCAAUUAAACUUCUUUACACUCGGAGCACUGAUAAUUGCCACGGUAUGGACAUUAUUCUUGCCCUCGGUUGGCGGAUCUAUUUAUUUUCACAGAAAUGACGAGGGCACGAAUAGCAUUUCUUCAACAUUCGUCCUGCAGCAAACUGAUUUAAAGAAUGAAAUAAUGUACAAACCCGAACAACGCACUCAACACACGUUACCUAAAGUCGAUGUCACAUUAGUUCAUAAAAUAAAAAAUGCUUAUAUUUUGUUAUGGAAGGACUUCUUACACGCAUACUCAAAUGGUCAUGUUCUGAAAUGGUCCAUAUGGUUCUCAUUCUCGACUUGUGGAUAUUUACAAGUAAUUAGUUAUAUACAAUUACUGUGGCAAAAACCAGUAUUACCAGGAGAUGAGAUUUACAAUGGUGCUGUAGAUGCGUUAUAUACAAUAAUAGGUGCAAGCACUGUUUUCUUUAUUGGGAAAAUGCCAUUUAAUUGGUCAUUAAUUGGAGAUAUAACAGUGUCACUUAUGUCACUUGUGGAAGGUGCUUUGUUACUGACUGGUUCCUAUAGUAGUAACAUUUGGCUGAUGUACGCUGUGUACAUAGUGUUUGGAAUUAUUUAUCACACAAUGAUCACUGUUGCAAGUUUUGAAAUUGCGAAGUACGUGUCAGAUGAUAGUUAUGGAUUGAUAUUCGGUGUAAAUACCUUUUUCGCACUGUUACUGCAAAGCGUAUUAACGGCUAUAGUAUUGAAUGGCAACUUAAAUUUAGAUGUGAGAUCUCAGUAUUUUGUCUAUGGUAGUUAUUUCAUUGUGCUAGCUGCACUCUAUACGGUAAUAGGCAUUGUAAAUAUCGUGCGGCAUUGCAAGAGUGGAACAAGGUUCCAAGUAUGGAUAAAAGAUGAAAGUAACAAUAGUUGAUGCUGUGAUAUUUAGUAAUGAAAUUCGUUCAUUUCAAGAGUACAAUUGUAAUGUUAAUACAAUAAUUAAAGUUAACGAUUUUUAGAAAACUUAGUACAUUUUAGACUGACCUCAAUAUUUGCAAAUCCACUGAUAUCGCAAAUAUACAUAUCCAUGUUCAUAAAAUGCAUAAACGAAGUAUUGAAUAUUUUGAAUAGAUACUCUUAUUGCGUAGUAAUGAAGUUUUAUGUAUUUAAUGGAAUUUAUGUAUCAUUUUUAGGUACUAUGUUACAAAUUUAAGUAUUGUCUAUUUCUAGACAGAAUCAUGUUACGCUCAAAGAAUACAUAAUAAAGUUUCAUAUUUUAAAAAUAA
Molecule: messenger RNA, 1962 nt
Organism: Ceratina calcarata
Lineage: Eukaryota; Metazoa; Arthropoda; Insecta; Hymenoptera; Apidae
Product: thiamine transporter 1
Exons: 7
Coding region: 222-1610 (462 amino acids)
Biological process (GO): vitamin transport; transmembrane transport
Cellular component (GO): plasma membrane
Molecular function (GO): vitamin transmembrane transporter activity
Source: RefSeq, a predicted model, not a curated record